AGCUGAGGGCCAGAUAUCCACGCCGGCCUAGGCUAAAACCUCGUGCAACGGCGCGAACCACAGCGCUUUAGUCCAUCCCACGACGGCUAACCGAGUGACAGAUGUCGUGCUUCUCGCUUUGGCCAUAUCUUACGAUGGGUUUAAUGCCGGGAAUCUGGAUUGGCAGUAAUGCGAUAGUUUGGUUGGGUUUGUUUCCAGAAUGUCAAAUCGCAAGUGGCCAUGGCAACUCUCCCGAUCGUCGACGAAUGGUUUCCAAGCCCCGAGAAACAGGAAAGUGGAUUCGUUUGAUCUACAGAGCCUUGCGGCUCGGCAGCCUCCUGCAAGAUGAUCACUGGCGAUCUGGACCAUGGUGCCUUAGCAGGAACGCAUCCUGACUAACGGCCUACCGCUAUAUGUGCGCUCGUGCGCAGCGCACUGUCGUGUGGGUAAGCUUUAGACGCCUCCUGCAUGUCUCGUUGCGUUUUGCGGGAUUGGCUGAGUUUGACAUCGGUCGGCCACUCCGCUGUAUUUGGCUGGCCAUCCGGAGGAUAUUAACAGAGCA
Molecule: messenger RNA, 541 nt
Organism: Alternaria alternata
Lineage: Eukaryota; Fungi; Ascomycota; Dothideomycetes; Pleosporales; Pleosporaceae
Exons: 1
Coding region: 102-374 (90 amino acids)
Source: RefSeq, a predicted model, not a curated record